This is a messenger RNA of Aplysia californica (California sea hare), 2400 nucleotides long. RefSeq lists its product as uncharacterized. The record is from RefSeq and is a predicted model, not a curated record. The coding region runs from base 125 to 1297 and encodes 390 amino acids. The transcript is spliced from 4 exons. NCBI's taxonomy places the organism in Eukaryota, Metazoa, Mollusca, Gastropoda, Aplysiida, Aplysiidae.
AAUGAUUUACGCCGGGCAUGUGAACACGGCCUAUUGUUGAGGCAUUCGGACAUAGUUACCUCAGUCCUGCCACUGACUGAGCUUUGGUGACGUCUUGUGGGCUGUGCACAGUAAGGUCAGCAGGAUGCAACUUGAUAAUAGAGUUAAGUUAAUAAGACUUCUGGGAUUUGUUUGCUACAUUGUGCCCAUAAUAUUAUACGUGAUGGGCAUGUUUACAGCUGACUGGUUGCGUUUCGGCGAAAACGGAAGGGCUGGCUUAUUUGCGGAAUGUAACGUGACUCUUAACGAUACAGCUCUUCACGACACCGACAACACGACGCAGCCUACCCCCACAACAGCUGGGGAUUCCAGUAGCGAGGGUGAUGAAGGCGAUGAGAUUUGCAUCGGUAUUGGAAUCGAUGACGCACAAGGUUACAUCCAUAUCACACGUCUAUUUGUGAUCGUUGGGGGUUUGGGUUACGUUUACGGCCUCUUCACUCUGAAAAAGGAGAUGAACAAUGCGGAAAGAUUUACCAAAAAAUCUUGUCGGCACGUUUCGUUGAAUCUUGUCCCUGUCUUUGGAGCCAUCCUGAACCGAAUCGGUCUGUGGUACUACAGUGAAAACUACAGCAGUGAUACCAGGUACCCUGACUCACGUUUGUCCAAGUGUUAUGACUAUGUGAUGGCGACAGUCUAUAUGGUCCCAAUCUCCAUCGCUCUGUUCUACGCCGCCGCCUACAUCAAAAGGGGGAGUGGACCUUGUGAAUCAAUGAACAGGUGUAAUUGUAAUCGGUUUUCAUCGGCCUUUCACGCUUGCUUUGAGCGCCAGCCACGAGAUCCUCGUCAGGAAAUCGUCAUUAGCGCUACAACUACAACAACACCGAGUCGUGUGCACGACAGGGGUGAAGAGACGCAGUCUCUGACAGACAGUGAUCGGGCGUCAACAAAUGGUUCCAUCUCCCUACGCGUGCUUGAUUUGCCAAACAAUGAUGACAUCUUCACUAUUUCUAUCACAGACCCGGCCCCAGCCUACGAAAACUUGUCGCCGAGACGAGAUGAAGGGUCAGGGUCAGGGCCAUCACAGACACUCCCCCCUCCUUCAUAUGACGAGGUCAUGGCCGGGGGUUAUUCCCUCCACCCAGACAACAAAUCUGCCACGGCUGCUGCUGUGUCACAAUCUAUGUCCAGCGCACAACGGUCGCACAGUCCAGGCGCACACGCCGGGUCUUCCUGUCGUGGUCACGUUGAACUCGUAUCAUCAGACGAUCAUUUACUGCCUACGUGCCCGCCGCCAUCUUACGAAGACUCUGAAGUAUGAUAGUCUUCUUUACUGUUGUUAUUUUCACUUUCACUUUCAAAAGUUCUCUGACCUCUGGGCCAAGCCCAAGCACCCUUCUCUUGGAGCUCAGACGCCUGGCUGAGAGUCACCAUACCGAAACCAAGUUGGGCCCUAUACACUUCUUUCGAAUAUGGUGAAUGGUUUGUCCUGAUGGUGCUUGGGGUGAUAUAAUCUCAUCAAGACCACGGAUUGGUGGAUGUUGUGUAUUCCUUUUGGAAUCAAGUACACUGUACACGUACAAUAACGUGUUUGAAAUGAUCGUGAAUCAGUUUAAAAAAUCAACCAAGUGGCCAAAUGUUAUUGAUGGUAUCGUCACGUGUUGAAAGGGUAGAAAUUCUAUCAUCCCUGGAUAUACACAUAUAGCAUAUAUCUAUGCAAGUACAUGUCGUAUAUUUAGAAUAUGAUAUUGAUUGGCUGUACAAUCAAGCACUCUCCUAGUUUUUGGCAAUGAUGACUUUUGAACAUAUUACAAGGAUGUUGUCCCACGCAUGCUCAAACUGUUGGAACUGCUCCUUUUGUAUGUUUACAUUGCCUGGGUUUGGCUUCCAUCCGCAGUGUUCCGCUGCGCCGAAGUCAAAAUUAAGGUUUUAAUUCUGAAAAAUUGAGAAACCAGGGCUUGCCCCAAAGUUAAUGAUUUAUACAAUUUGAAAACGUUCUCCUAAAGCAACAACUUUUGGGGAAUGUUGCCAAAUGCAUUGCCAUUGUGGAAAGUCGGAAUGUUAUCGAGGGAAAUGGAUCCGCGUUAUCUAAGGCUGAAACUUGAAUUUAACAUUGCUAUUCACUAUUCAGAAGUAUUUUGUUCUUACCAGCAUGGCUGUACAUCUCAAUAACUCAAAACUCUAACUUUCUAUAAAGUUACCAAUCAUUUUCUAUCGUUCAUGCACCACUGUUGUCCAUCUUUGGGUAAAUGUGUUUUUGAGGUCUCCAUUCAGUACUGACAUGAUCUAUUUGGCGAAUCCGGGGUCUCCACCCUCUGUAGAGCCAACAUGGGGUUGUCGUGACAUCAUGCGCAAAAGAAGAUUUACCUCGCUGUAAGAACGGACACCUCAACUCGCUCCUCUUUGUACAAAAAAAAAAAGAAA